UCCUGUCCUUUCGGGAGAUCUGGAAUCGUAGUUUCUGCCGGCCUCUGGAGCAGCUGGUGGACGUCAUUUCGGAGUUCCCCAACGAGGUGGAGUACAUUUUCAGACCCUCCUGCGUCUCGCUCCAGCGCUGUGGAGGCUGCUGUGGGGGUGAGGGGCUCCGUUGCAUUCCGGUCGAGACGAGGACCGUCACCAUGCAGCUCCUGAAGAUAAAGCCGAACGGGGAGGCACCCUACGUGGAGAUGGCAUUCACCGAGCACAAGCAUUGCGAGUGCAGGUAG
Molecule: messenger RNA, 278 nt
Organism: Eurypyga helias (sunbittern)
Lineage: Eukaryota; Metazoa; Chordata; Aves; Eurypygiformes; Eurypygidae
Gene: PGF
Product: placental growth factor
Exons: 3
Biological process (GO): induction of positive chemotaxis; positive regulation of endothelial cell proliferation; vascular endothelial growth factor signaling pathway
Cellular component (GO): membrane
Molecular function (GO): vascular endothelial growth factor receptor binding; chemoattractant activity; growth factor activity
Source: RefSeq, a predicted model, not a curated record